UAGCAUGGUCAAUCAAAAUGUCCGUUAUUCUUGGAACCCGUCCUUCUUCCACCAAUCUGUGAUCUCCUGUCUUCGGACCAGCGGAAAACGUAAUACACCAGUCUUCAAACCCAAAUUCAUAGUAUGCUACGUAGUUUGGAUUUAGAUCUUUCCUGUAGAUUUUGCGUAUUGGUCCGGUCAAUUUACGAUUACCAAUUUCGUCAGCAUACCUACACAAAAAAAUUUUAGUCGCUCGGUGAAACUUUAAUUUACGAUCCAUGAACAACAUUAUGUUUUUAUAGAGGAACAAGCAAUAACGAUUCGUAAACUGCAAAAACAGAAAAACUGUUCAAAGCUAUUUUAAAUACAGGUAUAUUGGCUUUAAUGGGUUAGGAAGCAUAAAAAUGUGAUAUCAUGAAAAUAGAAUUAUUAUUUUAUGUAUAUAAGAUAGAAGUCGACAAAAACCAAUGACUGUAAGAAAGAAUGGGAAAACUUUCAUAAAAUGACCUUUCCCUAUGCUUGCAAAGAGGAAAACAAGAAAGAAUCUGGACGCUCAUUAUAAAUUUGAACGAUAUGCAUUAUAAGUUUGAGUAAUAUAAUUAUACCCGAGUCAUCGGUGCGAAGGAUCGUCCCGAGCAUAAGCCAGGGGUGAGGGUACUAAUUCCGUACGGCUAUUUACACUCGAGGGAAGGGAAAGCAUUAGCGAAGUCUAAAGUUUAUCAAUAAUCGCAUAGUUCAAAACUGAAGAAUAUAAAAAGGUUCAAAUUUAAUUAGCUAAAAAGUGUUUUGUACACACCCCGGUAUCUCGAUAUGGUCGUUACUCGUUUCCUGUGUAUUUUGAUCUUUGAGGGAAUACCAAGUUUCUCACAACAAACGUUCGCGAUAGUUUUUGUAUCUGCGCGUAACGCUAGAUACUGCUGUCGAGUUGUGUGUGUGUGCGUAAUCCCAAAGCCAACGGCGCCGAGCGCCGUUGCGGGCGUAGGUCCGGAGCGAGGGUACUAAUUCCGCCCGGUUAUUUGCACCCGGGGAAACGAAAGCAUUGUGUUUUCGAAACUUGUAAAGUGAAAAGUGUUAUUAAAACUUUAUCUCGCACAUUAUAGUUUUACAUUUCAUUUUACCAAAUUUCUCAGCCAUUUCCUGAAAAAAUUAUUGCUAAACAGAAACCAUUUUUUAAGUCUGGUGAAGAAAUAAUUCUGAGCAGAAAUCGAUAAAAACAACUUUGUAAUAAAGCAAUAAAGUCACCUAAAAAGCUAUUUUGAAAGCCUGUGCGUACAAGAAACACUGCAACACUGUUAGGGACGGUAACCAUGAACAGGCCGAAAACAGUUUUAUUUCUGAAUUUUAAUUGAACUGAUAUUUGGAUAUUUUAUUUUAUUCAUUGAAAAUUUAUACUAAAACAAUUAUUCGCCUCAGGCUCAGUGAUUACGGUGAAUAUUCACCUCGACUUCGUCUAGGUGAAUAUUUACCGGUAAUCACUUCGCCUUCGGCGAAUAAUUGUUAUUUAUUAUAUAAAGUAUAGUGCUUUAUUGAGAUUUCGAGCUCUGAUAAAAGUGAUAAUCUCACAUGUGAAAAUGAUCGCUUUUCAAUUAUCGCUUUUCUGUAAAAAUUAUCUCUUUUAAGACUGCAUGUCCGUUAUACAAUAAACAGAAAAAUACAUGGGUGCUUGGAUAUACCAUUAUACCAGAUUUAUUUCUCGUGUUGAACAUGAUAUCUUACUCGUUCGCUGCGCUCACUUGUGAGAUAUCAUGUUCAACACUCGAAAUAAAUCUGGUAUUUCCGCGCACCCAUGUAUUAUUUUCUAUUUAUUUAACUUAUCUAUCUUUGAUUUACGCUUACAAAUGCCAGCGUUAGUUUUUAAACACCAAAUCAAUUAUGUAUAUUCCUAUGGGCACAGAAAUAAUACUGAUAUAGAAUGCGCACUUGCAUGAUUACGAAUUAAUUAUGUCUCCAUGCACUCUUACUCAUGCCCCUUAAUUUAAAAUCCGCCAUAUUGAAUUUGACUAGGAGUGAGAAAUACAAAGUAUAAACAAAGCUAAGUUUUCAUUACCCAAAUCUUUUGUCUUUCAGUUCGCUGGAAGCACAAAAGCAAAUGUAAGUGCUGCAUCAGUUGUGCGUUUACAAAAGUCGCGCAAGCCUUAUAAAAACAAAGUUAUAAACAUAAACGUUUUGCAUGGUCUGAGUUUCAUUGCAUGUUAGCCCGCGUGCAGGCCGGCCGAGGGAAGAAUAGUGGGCCUGCAAGGAAGCCCGGGUAUUUUGUACUUUCCGCGUUCGCCCACGAACGCAGCAUUCUGAUUGGCUGUUUGCUGUUGGAUUAUAUAAUUAGGUCAGUGAUUCAUCACAAAGGCUCUCACUAAGCUUGAAAUUAGAUCUGAUCACUUUUUUCGAUUAAAAAUGGGCCUGAACAAAAACAGACUGUUUAUUGUUUACUAAAGAAGAUAUGUUUUUGUUGUUAUGCCAAUGGGGAUUGCUUGUACAUGUCGUGAAGUGUUGGAAUAGCAACAUUUACCACUGGCAUGGGGUAAACUAUAGCAACCUUUACUUGAGUUUCAUUAAUUUCAAACAAACUUGAUACGUUAUAAGUUCUUCAAGAAAAUUAUCUUUUGGUUGAUGUUGACUCUGUUCUUGCACUGAAGAAAACUGCGCUUUUCGCGGUGAAGAUUUAGAGGCAGUUGCAUGUAAGUCUAUUGGAAACAUAUUGCGAUUUGCAGGGCUUUCCUGAGAGAGCGAAACAGAAGACGGUAAUUUCCGUUUAAAACGAAACGAUCUGGACUCUGAACGCUCUCUUCUUUUGUCGAGUUCUCUACCGAAUGAAAUAACUGAAAUAAGUUUCGUACUUUCCGCCGCCAACGAUAAUUGCACACACAAUCUGAUAAGUGAAACAAUUUAUUUAUAACAAUGGCGUCAGAAGCACAUUAAUGCUAAUAUGUCGAUCGCACGACUUUCUUCACGAUUUGAAGUUUGAGGCAGGUUUUCUGUUGAAAUUCGUACUAAUUUGCCUGUUCCGAUUUUAGUUGAAAAUGACCUCUUGCAAAUUUGACAAUUACUGCCUGCCUUACUUGCUUUAUUGGAGUUUAUAAAACACAGCCAUUCUAUUUUGAAUAUUAAAGAAGAGAAAACUCCGCAACAUUUUAAUGCGAGUUUGUUCACUAUUUGGGUUGCUGUCAUUGGUUCUUUUUUUGACAAUUGACGCCGAAUUGGGCGUGUUAUAAAGAGGGACGUUUUACAAAACACCUGGUCCUCCUUGCAGGCACACUAUUCCUUCCUCGGUGGGCUUGCACGUGGGCUGCAUUGCAUGUUUGUCUAUUUUGCUAAUAUCUAAUGAAAUUACAAAAUGAUGGUUCAUUCUUUAUUAGCUUUUGGGUUUUUUUCAAAUGUUUUCUUCAAAUGUCUUCUUCAAGUGUUUUCAUACUUUUUAACCGAAAAGUAUUUAGUUGUCGAAGAAUAUAUAAAUCACUUAAAAUAUUAAUCGUCGAAAACUGUCGUUUCAAAAUGUGUGCCUCAAGCAACACAGAAAAAUAUAAAGUUUUUGUGUAUAACAAGAUCAUUGAACUCCAUAUGUUGAGUAGAAAAGAGUUGAAAUAUUUUUAAAACAUGCCUAUUGAGUUGGUCUUGAUCUUUUGUGUUUUGUUUGGCUUUGGCAGCAACCAUGAAACUGUAUUUUUAGACAACUAUUUCUAUACUGUUAAGAACUUACUAUUUGUUUUCGUAUAGAAAAUCUGAAUGAAAUAGGUUUUUUGGAAAGUUUAUAUCCUUUACGAAACGUUAUUACACGUCUCGAUAUUAUUUUGUUUGGAAAUUUUUUGUACGUGAAAUUUUCUGCCGCAGGAGUCUGGGUAAGUCAAAAGGCCAUUUUGUGAAAACAAAAUUUUGACUGAGGAAAGAUAUAGGAGUACGCGCGCAUUCUGUAUCUAUUAUUUAUAUGCCUGUGGCUCUUAUUAUAUAUUAUAGAGAAGUAAAGUUAGGAAAAAAGUAACAUGCAUGCCCAUUGAAUAAAAUGUAUUUUAUGGCUUGGUCGGUAAUUAUUAUAUAGACACACAUUGAUAUAAAAUAAUACAUUAAUUCCUCUCUUACUACUACAUUCACGAGAAUGAUUGGAUGAAUUGAAAGUGUAAUCUUUUAAUUAUAUGAAGAAAUAAUAAUGAGUGCUUAUUAAGGUGGCUCGUUAUAGUUUUUUUUAAAAAUGGAAAAUUCACGAUUUGGAUCCGUAUUUUGUAGAAUUGUAGUAAUUAUUAUUUGUUGAAAAACAAAAAGUAUCUUAUUAUUGAUGUAAAAAAAACGUCCAAUAGAUUAUACAGAAUAUUUUCACAAAAGUAACGAAACUCUCGUUGCCAUGGCAACAAUGACGUUUCAAAAGCGGAUAUUAUGGCUUUUUAUAUAUUUUGGUAACUCUACUUUCAAAUUAUAUUAGUUUUAGUAAUAGAUAGUUUGUUGCUAUGCCGACAUACGUGUACGAAAUUCACUCCAAAAUGGUCUAUCGCCUCGUAUAGUUGGAAAAGAAGCAUGGUGAUCACCGAUUUUUUUCGUGCAUUAUUUUACUUGGACGAAAAGCUAACAUUUAGCAAAAUAUAAAAAUUCCGUAAUGCCAUUUUUUGGAAAAUGCGAAAGUGCCAUAUUCUUUGGUAAAAUUUUUUUUGCAUUACAAAUUUUUUAAUUUUUUGUCAGUAUAAUGAAUGUUUUUAGCGGUGUAAUACAUCAUUGACAGAAAUCGCUAUAGAACAGGCGCAAUGACGUGAUCGAAGUUCUUUUCAUUUUGUUAUCACUUUCCGCGACCUGUGCGUGACGCGUACGCGUCACCCGGUUUUGAGUUCGCGAUUCUUGAGCAGAGUUCUUGUGAUAACUAUAUCGAGCCACCUUAAAGUAAUUUAUAACUCGUAAACGAGAUCGGUGACCUCAAGUUUUAUUUCAUAAAAUGAUUUCUCAUACAUGUCCAAUACCUAUGCAAGAUGUCCGAUGGAAAAGUCAAAAGGCUUUUGGACAUUCCAUUUGUCAAAUGGAUCAAAUGGACCUCCAAUUUUCCAUUGGACUUUUGCGUGUCCAUUGGAUCUAAUGGACAAAUGGAAUGUUCAUUGGCCGGCAAUGGAUCAAUCGGAACUAUGCAUCAACCGGAUAAGAGACCAUGUGAAGGUUGGCAAUCGGAAUAAGAGCUUCCGCGUUUUUACCAUUACGUAAUUAACAGGUUGCAAGACCCCAUGUGGACAUGAUUAUGAAACCAGAGAGAUAUGUUCCAAUGGACCAAUUAUUGUCCAAUGGAAUUUUACCUGUCCAUUGGAUCCAAUGGACAAAAUACCCUGUCCAUUGGGAAAUUACCUGUCAAUUGGAUCCAAUGGAAAAAUAAUAUCAAAGUCAAUAGACAUUUCUUAUAUCAAUAAAUAUAGUAAUAUGUUGUUGCUUCGUUCUCAAGAGAACACGUAAAUAACACGGGAAUUGGGAGAUCCUUAUAUCAAUAAUAAAAUAUGUUGUUGCUUCGUUCUCAACAGACACGCUGAAUAUAUCCAGGGCGCUAUAAAACACGGGCGUGGAAAUGCGCUUAUUAUCGCGUGAUCUAUGUGUGAUGCGCCAGAGAACUGGCACUAGCGCGCGUUUUGAGAGAAAAACAAAAAGAAAAGGAAAAACAUGGCGGAAAAAAGAUUGUUGUGCGACUUUGAAAGCCAGUGCGAAAAUAGACGUAAGACCUUUUUUAAUGCGAGAUUUUUUUGAUUAAUUUUUAAAAGAAGCAUUAUUUUAUGCUAUUAUUAAACUUUUUAUGUAAGAAGCAUCCAACGUAUUUGAGAAAAUAAGUUAGUUUUUCAAUUAUUUUUAAGUGAGGGACACCAAAUUUUAUUACUUUACGCACGACAGCAGAGAUUAAAAUCAAUGCUGUCUGAACACUAGGUAGGCCUAGAUAAAUUUGAUAGCUUAAAAAUGUGUGGAGUUUCUCUGGCUUUAGUACACAAUAUAUACCAAGACCGGCUUUUACCGGCUUUUUUUGCUAUGCUUAAAUUUUGGCACUUACAUAAUUUUCUCGACAGCGCGUUAGAGCUAAAACAUAAAAAGCCUACAAAUCGCGGUCAAACUUAAAGUCAAUGUUAACAUUGCAACACAAUUUUUCAGUAAAUUAAAUUCUUAAAAAACUUUAGUUGAACAUAAUUGUUUUCAGAAUUUUUAACCGUGUCAGCAUAAUUUAACACUUUUCCCAAUAAGAAGUGUCUUUUUUAAUAAACCCAAUAAGAAGUGUCUUUUCAAAGCGAGCAAAAACUUUUCUUUAUAUACAUUGACUUUGACUUUGUUGACUUUAUUGACUUUAUUAAAAACGGUACUAUUUCACCAAGAUAUUUAUAAAAAUUAAGACGGGUGAUCUUCCAAUAGGCCGUAUAUAGCUAUACUAAUUACACAUAUACUACAGUAUCUAAUAAUAAUAACUAAAUUACACACAAAUUACACACUUACAGUUAGACUAUUUUUAAAUGUAGAGAUACUUGUUUUAGCUUUUAUGUCAGCAGACAGAUUAUUCCAAGUCUCAGCUCCUCGAUAGGCGAAAGACUUUUUCAUAAAAUUAGUUUUAGGUUUAGGUAAUGCAAAAUUGAAUUCGCUCUGUCUUGUAUUGUAAUUAUGUAUUUCAUUUGAGGUGAUGAAAAGUUCCGUUAAGCAAUUUGGUAACAUGUUAUGUUUGGCUUUGAACAUUAGGACGGCUAAAUGAUGUUUUCUUCUAGUCACGAGAUUUGGAAAACCGACCUUGUUCAAAACAUCGAUUGUACGUGUAUCAUAGUUUUCACGAGUUAUUAUUCGAAAUGCUCUAUUUUGAAGCUUCUGGAGUUUAUCAGAUAGUACUUUACCCAGACAACCCCAAAUCUGUGAGCAAUAGUCGAAAUGUGGUUGAAUUAUUGAUAAAUAAAUUUUGAUCAGUGUUUGGUAAUCUAGAAUGUCUCUCAAUCUUUUAAGGAUACUGAGACCUGAAUUAACCUUUUUUGUAAUUUGAUCAACUUGAGCAUUCCAUGAGAGUGUUUCGUCAAUCAUUAAGCCGAGUGAUUUGGUCGUUUUGACUCUAUUAAUUUCUCUGUCUUUUAUGAAUAUAUUAGGCGUCAUGCUAAUAUGAUUGACUCUUCUAUUACUACCUAUUAUCAUGUAUUCUGUCUUCGUUUUGUUUAAAGUUAGUUUAUUUGCCGACAACCAAACUGAAACGUUUUCUAGAUCUUGAUUAAGUUCCUCAGCAAUUGUAUUAACAUCAUAACCUGCCGUUUCAGUACAUUACAUUAAAGUUCUCAGUUUACUUUUUUCAUGCAUAGACAAAAAUGUCUUGUUAAUAUUUCAACAUAAUGUCUAGUUCAUGUAUAAACUAUAGCUGUUUACCACAAAAUUCACAGUUAGAAUGAUAUAUAGUACCAUAUAAUUUAUAAUUUUUACCAACAGAAAGUCGGCAUUUUUGUUAAAACAUGAUUUUUCGGUUUGGUAUUGACAUGGUCGUACAUGAAACAACUGUUAGCCAUUUAUUUAGUAUGCAGGAAGCGCGGAAAAAAUGUUUCGACUUGUAUCCCUUUUCCUAGGUGAAAAACAUUGCCUGAAAUUUUGCACAGUUAUUAAUAAAGUUAUGGAAAAUCGAUUUUUAUUAAAACGAAGACCGGCUUUUUUGUGAAAACACAAUUUUUCGGCUUGGUUUUGCCAUGGUCUCACUCGAAAGGACAAGGUUCAUGUAGCCAUGUUUGGCCAUGAAACUCAAACCGCGGAAAAAAAUAUUUUUAUUUAUAUCUUUUUUCCUAGGUGAAAAAAUUGGCCUAAAAAUUUGCACAGUUGUUGAUAAAGUUAUUGAAAAUCAAUUUUUAUUAAAAAGAAAACCGGCUUUUUUGUUAAAACAUAAUUUUUACCUGCAUGGUUUUGACCUGGUCUCACAUGAAACGACAAAGGCACUGUUAGCCAUUUUUACUCAUGAAACACGAAGCGCGGAAAAAAAUGUUUCGACUUGUUUCUUCUUUCUUAGGUGAAAAAGUUUGCCUGAAGUUUUGCACAGUUAUUAAUAAAGUUAUUGAAAAUCGAUUUUUAUUAUAAAGAAGACCGGCUUUUUUGUUAAAACACAGCUUUUUUGCUUGAUUGGCCAUGGUCUCACUCAAAAGGACAAGGUCAAUGUUGACAUGUUUGGCCAUGAAACUCAAACCGCGGAAAAAAUAUUUUUAUUCGUAUCUUUUUUCCUAGGUGAAAAACUUUGCCUAAAAAUUUGCACAGUUGUUGUCAAAGUUAUUUAAAAGUUAUUUUUCUUAAAAAGAAGACUGGCUAUUUUGUUAAAACAUGAUUUUUUUACCGGCACUGUCAGCGAUUUUUAUUCAUAAAACACUCAGCGAAUUUUAUUCAUGAAACACGAAGCGCGAAAAAAAUAUUUCGACUUGUACUUUUUUCAGUUCUCUAGGACGUUAAAAGAUAGUCCCAAGCUAUAGUCUCGUAGGAAAAACCGUAUCUUUAGAAAAAAUAUCCGUUUCAACCACUUUUUGUCUUUAAAAGUGCACUGACCUUUUCAGGCUGUUCUAGACAAACCACAUUUUCUUUACAAUCCUCCCUCUUGACUGUAGCAUAAACUUUAAGUAAAUAAACCUCUCAUUCCAUAUAGUUCAUCCCAGAGGUAAAUCGUUUUGGUGCUCAUUUGCAAAUGAGUUUCAACUAGGCCAUGUUUCUUAUUUUAACUCUAGCCGUGUCUUAUUUUUCAAAAUAUUCAAAUGUUGAUAUUCGAAUGAGAAUUUCCAAUAUUCGAAAACCUACGGGGGGUCCGCGCAUCACACAUAGAUCAGGGGCAUCGUUGCCGUUUCCACGCCCGUGUUUUAUAGCGCCCUGAUAUAUCACUAAAAUAUUAUGCAGUUUAGUUCGUUUAGUAAAUUUUACCAAUAUAAGCACUGAUGCCUUAUUUAUACUAAACAGUUGACAAACUUGAUUGAAUAUAGAGCAUUUCUACACAAUACUCUCGCUUAGUCUUCUGAUGCACUUGUACGUUCGGUUCUACUAGUUAAACAAGGAAAAUAUUUAAGAAACACUGGUAAAUUAUCGUUGUCAAAAAAUAUUAUAUUAUAGUUAUAUAUUGCGUGUCUAUUGAGCCAAAGGAACGACAGCAUAUCAUGCUUUGAUAUAUUACGUGAUUUCUUUAACAGCAUAUUAUAUUGAUAUAUUGCGUCCACAACAUAUUAUAUUAGACAGUGGCAAUUGAUACACCAGGCGGAAAUCUUAGUUUAAAGAUAAAGAGCAGAGCCCAGCAAAUAACUUUAAAACCAAACAUAAUAAAAGUAAAAUUUUAAUUAGCUAACGUUUCGUUGUUUACAAUACAACAUCUUCAGAGCAAUCUAAAUGAAUUUACAGGGUAUGGUAUAUAUAUUUACAAAAUAAUGGUUUAAUAUUACAAAAACGGUUACAUAGUUUGAAAGAACAAAAUUAAUGAGUAGAAAGAAAGGAAAACAACUUAUCAGUAACUGGUUAAUAAGUAAAGAUUAAUGUUAAGUGCAUGGUUAGUAUAGUUAAGGUUAAUAUUACAUAGGUAACUAAAAUAACUCAAGAGGGGUAGAUCUAAUAUUAGCAUUAAAGACAGGGUUAAGUUGAGAAAUUAAUAGGCUUUCACGGAUAAGAAGAUUCCACUCAGAAGUGCCUGAUGAUAGAAUUUUGAAAUCAGAAGCGGAGACUGAGUGUUUGUGCAUGUGUUUGUGAGCGAGUAUACUAGACAUGGUUGAGAUAGAGCGUUCUUUUCCAGUCAAAGACGAGACUCCCAUAUGCUCUGAGAUACGUGUGUGAAUGUGUCGGCGUGUUUGGCCAACAUACAAUGCGCUACAGCAUUGACACGUGAACUGAUACACAACACGUGAUCUCAGGGCAAUGGGAAUCCUGUCUUUCAAUGGAAAGAAACUAGAAAGGCGACAAGAGGGACGGAAAACAACACGUAUGGAAAUAUGUGGAUAAGCAGAAGCAAGAACUUUACUAAGUUGUGUACGGAUAUGUAGACCAUGAUGUCCAGUGAAAGGAAGGCAAAAGUAGACAAUUUUCUUGGAACAUGUAUGGACCUUGUUGUUAAUGCAACUAUCUAUAAGUGCUUUAGGAUAACCAUUGGAAGAAAUGGUAUUCAUAAAAUUUUCCAUUUCAGACUGGAAAGAUAUGUAAGAAGAACAAAUAUUGAAAUAUCGAGAUUUAAGAGAGAAGAGGAGACCUUUUUUGUACAUCACUGGAAUAAAGCUAUCAAAGUUUGUGAAUAAGCCAGUUGAAGUGCAUUUGUGAUGGACAGAGGUCGUGAAUGAGCCGUUUGAACGCAUUACAUUAACAUCAAGAAAAGGGAGUGAAGAAUUGUUUUCAAGCUCAUGUGUGAAUUGAAUAUUCGAAUGUUUGGAAUUGAGAUAAUAGAGGAAGGGAAGCACAUGAUCACGAGAUUGAAAAGUCAGAAAACAAUCAUCAACAUAACGACGAUAAAACAAAGGUUUAAAGUUAGAAGGGCAGUCAGCUAACCAAGAUUUUUCAUGGAGUAAUAGAAAGAUGUUAGCAAACAGUGGACCCAUGGUGAACCCAUUGCAACACCAUCUACCUGCUUGUAAAGAACACCAUCAAAUAAAAAAUGACAAUUCUUUACAGAUAAGUUAAGAAGUCGAGUGAAUUGAUCAACAGUGAAACCGUGAAAGCGUGGGGUAUUAUUGAAACACUUAUUAAUAAUUAUACUAAUAGUCUCAUCUAGUGGUAAAAAUGUUGGUAAAAAGUGACUUAACAUCAAAGCUAGCCAUUACAACAUUAUUAGUAUUAAUCGGCAGCUCACGUAAUUCUUUAACGAACAUAAAUGUAUCAGAAAUAGUGUAAGAAUUAGUGGAAAAAGAACGGAGAAGUGGUACAAGAAACUUAGCAAGUUUGUAAGCAUGAGUUCCAAUAGCAGAGAUAAUAGGCCUUAAUGGAAAAUUAGGUUUAUGAACUUUAGGUAAGCCAUAUAGAAUACCUGGCCGAGAGCCAAUGGGCGUAAGUUCAUCAUGCUGUUGUUCAGAUAUAAGUUCUUCAUUCUUGAGUUCAUUAAGGAGUUUACGAACUUUGUCUUCACGUUUUGUCUUCACUUUUCUUCCAAUGGUUAUCCUAAAGCACUUAUAGAUAGUUGCAUUAAGACAUUUCUUGACAGGAUUUAUAACACCAAGGACAAGGUCCAUACAUGUUCCAAGAAAAUUGUCUACUUUUGCCUUCCUUUCACUGGACAUCAUGGUCUACAUAUCCGUACACAACUUAGUAAAGUUCUUGCUUCUGCUUAUCCACAUAUUUCCAUACGUGUUGUUUUCCGUCCCUCUUGUCGCCUUUCUAGUUUCUUUCCAUUGAAAGACAGGAUUCCCAUUGCCCUGAGAUCACAUGUUGUGUAUCAGUUCACGUGUCAAUGCUGUAGCGCAUUGUAUGUUGGCCAAACACGCCGACACAUUCACACACGUAUCUCAGAGCAUAUGGGAGUCUCGCCUUUGACUGGAAAAGAACGCUCUAUCUCAACCAUGUCUAGUAUACUCGCUCACAAACACAUGCACAAACACCCAGUCUCCGCUUCUGAUUUCAAAAUUCUAUCAUCAGGCACUUCUGAGUGAGAUCUUCUUAUCCGUGAAAGCCUAUUAAUUUCUCAACUUGCUUGUGUCAAGAUUAUAAUAUUGUAUUGCUGUUCAAACGAGAUAUUCUAUACACUGGAAACGUAGAGUAGGCUACAUUUUACUUUGUCUUUGGCUUUGUCUCAAGCAAAACAAUUAUAAAGAUUAAACAGGCAUUCAAAAAUGUACAACAACCACGAACAUCUCGUAAUAUUUCUCCGAAUCUUCGGGAAAUCUUCAAGUUUCAAUGGAAAUCUGGCGCAUGCACAACAAAUUUCCCAGCUGUUGCAAAAUGCGUGUUUUUGAUGGCAAAUAUCCUCUGAAGUGGAAGCACCAAAGUCAACAUGGACGUCUAACUUGGAGCUCCACUAAAUUUUAACAUUUUUGUGUUAAAUCUUAUUAUUCUUGGCUCAAUUUUUACGCGAUCUGUUUCAAAGUUACUAAAAUUAGCGGCUAUUAAGCUUGUUUAUCCUUAAACAACCCUAAAUCCCUACAAAACACUAAAUUGGUUGAGAAAAUCAGACAAUUCGUCGAGUAAAUCCCAGUGAACUCUAAGGGAACUGGAACGAUAACUUGGCGGCCAUCUUUGAAGUCAAAUUGAAGGCCGCCAUGUACGUAUGGAGUGGAAAAUACGUCACCAAAAAGAUGUCUGUUUUUGACCACUAAAUAGCUGUAUUUCAACAAGGAACAAAGCUAAAAACUUUCAACAAUACCUGAAAUUUAAUAGAAAACAUGUUUCCAGAACGUAGAGCAGUUAUAAAGUUCUUUUUUCAGGAGUCAAAGUGCGAAAUUUUUUUCGGCACGUUCAAACUUGUGUAAUAUUUUGAAUAUCAUGAAGCUGUUGCCCAGGAAGUUUUUGCUGUUAGUGGAUGUAAACUACUUAGAACUAUCCAGGAAACCAGGUUUGAAUCUUUAAAGUUGAAGCCUUUUGAUAAAAAAGUACUUUUUCUUGCUGAUUUUUGCUCAAAAACAAACUUUUGACUGAAUUUCCCGCUUUUCGAAACUCUCCCCAGUCCUUUUGAAAGUUAAUUUAUUGCUGGCCGUGCUCGCGAGAAGCGCCAUUUUGGCUUCAGGCAAGUAUGGGCAUGUUUAUCUGCAGUUAGCGUUCCAGUGUUAUUACAGUUCACUGAUAAAUCCACGUGUAAAUCGAUAUCAGCCGAAAUGAAUCAGGAAAAUAAGCCCCAUUUACACGACCAAUUUUUAUGUUACAAUUUUUCAUAUUUUUAUGUGACAAAUGUAUUUGGUUGUGUAGAUGAGACAACAGAUAAUUGUUGAUUGCUGUUUAAAACAUAUCUAUGAACAACGGUAUCUCGCGCAACAAAACUACAAUUAUAUUUUUGCAAAUAUGGCGGGAGAAAAAUAUGACAUUUUAUGUGACAAGUAAUCUACACGAGCAAUUUUUCGUAUAUGACAACUCUUAUUUGUCACAUAAAAGCUAACACGCUAGUUUUUCAGCAACUGUAUUUGUCACACAAAAAUUGCCCAAUUUUCCUCGUCUACACGAGCAAUUAAAUAUUGUCACAUAAAAAUUAUCACAUAAAAAUUGGUCUUGUAAACGGGGCUUUUAAAGGAGGAAGUUUUAUACACAACUUGUGUCUUAAUAGCAAGGGGAAAAUAUAAUGGACAGGAUCAUUUGAUGAACUACAAGCUUUUGUAGAAGAAACGUUGAACUUAACGGGCGGGAAAUGGCGAUGCUAGGCUAUACCAAAAUCAAGCUUUUGUUUGGUCCGAAACCAAAACUUAAUAAAGUUAACACGUUUAGUAUCCUGCUCAAGGGACAGGAAAUUGAGCGUGUCGUAAAGUUUAAAUAUCUGGGAUCAUUUUUGAUCAAUGUAUGAUAUGGCGAGAGAACGCGGAAUUAGCUGGAGGGAAAGUAAUGAAACGAUUAGGAUCGUUAUCUCGAUGUCCACUGAAAUCUGAUGUAACUUCGCGUUUGAUUAAUGUAACCCAACACUCAAUGAUAUAGAGAGGAUUCAAGUCAUAAAUAAAUGCGAAAUCUUUCAGGUUUUCUGUUGCAAAUUUAAAUUUUAUCGCCCGAAACUAUAUAACACUCCUCUACCACUCCUCCCUAAGUACAAUAUCAAUUUAGCACCCAAAAUCUGGAAGCCACGUGACCAACUCCGACCAGGGUCUUUCCUCCACAAGAGGAAAGAGCCUGGAAACGAGGUUGGAACAUUCUUUCUGUUGGUUAGAAUUUUCCGCCAAAUUUCUCCUUUUAUCUAUUUUUUUAUAAAAUUUUAAUAUGUUCUGUUCUCCUGUAAAAAUUUUAACAUGUUCUGUUCCCAUUUUUCAGGAAAGAUCUGGAAAAAGUGCAGAAGUAUAAACAGUAUUCCAAUCUACUUAACCAGUUAAAAACUAAAUAAAAAAAUGAUCAUUAUAAUCAACAUUUUCAACUGUGCCAAAAUAACCUUAAAGAAACAUGGAAGCUUAUUGGCACUUUAAUUAAAAGGAAAACAAAAGGUCAACCUAAUUCUCCAACUAGACUUAUGAUAAAUAAUAAACUUUACACAAAGCCAAACGAUGUUGCUGAGCAGUUUAAUCAUCAUGUUAUAAAUGUAGGUACAAAUUUAGCUAGCCUGAUUGACAGCACAGACGAUGAUAGUGACCCACUUAAGUAUAUAAGUAAUAGCCCAACUGAUAGUUUUUUUUCUCACCAAUUGAUGAAAAUUACAUAGCAUAUAUUUUUUCUAAUCUGGACAUAAGGAAAGCUUCGUUAGAUAUUCCAAAUAAACUAAUAAAAUAUGCUAGCUUAGAAUUAUCGAAACCCUUCUCCUAUAUUUAUAAUCAAUCGAUUAUGCAAGGCGUUGUCCCCAACAUAUUAAAGGUCUCUAGGGUAACACCUGUGUAUAAGAAUGGCUUAACAACAGACCCAACAAAUUAUAGGCCUAUUGCAUUAUCGUCACCUUUCAGUAAAAUACUUGAAAAGAUUAUAGCGGAUCAGCUGACUUCAUUUAUUGAAAAGCAUGAAAUUUUAUUUCUAUAUCAGUUUGGCUUCAGGAAAGGAUAUUGUACGUAGAGUUGGCUAUUUUAGAGAUGAGUGAUAAUCUCAAAACCUCAAUUGAUAAUUAACUUAUUACAUGUAGCCUCUUUUUAGACUUCUCUAAGGCAUUUGAUACAGUCAACCAUAAUAUAUUACUAAAUAAAUUAAACAAAUAUGGAGUUCGUGGUGUAGUAUUGGAUUGGUUUAAAAUCUUCAAAAUACUGUAGGUUACAGUAUGUUAAAAUUGGAAAUAUAGAAUCUGAGCCUCUAAAUGUUGUAUGCGGAAUUCCUCAGGGAUCCACUUUAGGGCCACUAUUAUUUCUUUUAUAUGUUAAUAAUUUAUCUAAUUCGUCAACAAAGCUUUCUUUUCGCUUAUUUGCUGAUGAUGCUAAUAUAUUCUAUGCUAGUAAGAACCUUGAAGAAAUCGAAAAGUUAUGAAUGAGGAAUUCCAAAACAUUCUGAAUAUUCAUGUAAUGCUAAUAAAUUGUCUAUAAAUAUGCAAAAGACUAAUUUUAUGUUAAUUUGUUCUCCCCAAAAUUACUUCCUUCAAACAUAAAAAUAUUAAAUAUUGAGCGAAAAAAGUGCAUUAAAUACUUAGGUAUAUAUAUAGAUGAGCACUUGACUUGGAAAAGCCAAAUAACCCACGUAAAUAGCAAAAUAUCUAAAAAUUUAGAUAUAUUUUAUAAAUUACGUAAUUAUUUAAAUAUUCACAUGUUAAAACAAUUGUAUUAUACCCUUAUUUAUCCAUACUUAAGCUAUGGAUCUAUGAGUUGGGGUAGGGAUUACUCAAGUAAUUUAAAAAAACUAACUGCGAAAGAAAAUAAUUGUGUUCGUAGUAUCUUCUUUGUAAACAAUAGACAAUCUGCAUCACCUUAUUAUCGAUUACUUGAAAUAUUAAAAUUUGAAAAUAUUGUUAAGCAUGGAGGUGGGGUUGGUCUAUACAUCAACUCCUCUAUUGAUUUUAAACUUCGAUCUGACUUGGAAUUCUCUCACUCUACAUAUGAAUCUAUAUUUGCUGAAUUAGCCCAACCUCAUAGCAAAAACAUUAUAGUAGGAUGUAUAUAUAAACCACCUGAUGCUGAUAUUAACCAAUUCAAUGAAGAUAUCAACCAGGUUUUCAAUAAAAUAAGUUUUGAAAAUAAAUUAUGUUACAUAAUGGGUGACUUUAAUAUUAAUUUACUUAAUUCCAACUCUCACAAGCCCACUAAUGAUUUUGUUGACAUUCUUCUCCUUAAUAGUUGUACCCUACCAUAUCUAAACCUACUAGAAUAACUUAUCACUCAUCCACUUUGAUUGAUAACAUUAUCACUAAUAACUUAGAUCAUGAUAUGAUAAGUGGCAUUAUUUAUACGUACCGACCUUUCAGAUCAUUUACCCAUAUUCCUACUUAGUGAUCUAAAUAUAAUACCUAAACCUGAGCCAAAAACAUACACGACAAGACAAGUGACAUCUCACAGUCUUGAACAAUUUCAACGUAAACUGCAAAAUGUUAACUGGGAUGUUAUUAAUAAUGAUACAAUGACUACUAACCAACUAUAUACAUCAUUUAUGAAAACCUUUACCACACAAACUAGAAAAAAUACUAAGCCUUGGUUUACUAAUGGCUUAUAUAAUUCUUCCAUGAAAAAAGAUCGCCUAUAUAAAAAAUACCUUCAAAAUCCUGACAUUUCCAAUAAGACAACUUAUACGAAUUAUCGUAAUAAGUACAAUUACCUUGUCAAACUCGCCAGGAAAAGUUAUUAUCACAAUAAACUUUUGAACCAUAAAUCAGAUUUACGAGCAACAUGGUCUAUUAUUAGAUCUGUUAUUGGUAGUAAACAAAAGGAUAGGAUACCUUCAACUAUGAAAAAUGGUAGUGGAACUUACAGUAAUCCACAUUCAAUUGCUAAUAAAUUUAACGAUUUCUUUAUAAAUGUUGGGACCUCUCUUUCAAAUAAUUUUACAGACAUAUCAGACAAUAAUCAUAGGGAUUAUUUGUUGGGCUCGUUUAAUGAGUCAAUAUUCCUCACCCCAACUUCCCCUUCUGAAAUUAUAACUAUCACUAAUUCGUUGAAAAAUAGUUACAGUGAAGGGGUAGACGGUAUUGGAACGCCUAUUAUUAAAACGAGUAUUCACAUACUUGCAGUACCAUUGUGUUACAUAUUCAACUCUUCAAUGGCCAAUGGUAGUGUACCCAACCAGCUAAAAAUUGCUAAGGUUUUGCCUAUUUACAAAAGCAAUGAUUGUCAUAAUUUUUCCAACUUUAGACCGAUUUCUAUUCUUCCUUGUUUCUCAAAAAUACUUGAAAAGGUGAUGUAUAAGAGAUUCAUGGAUUUCCUAUAUAAGUUUCAAAUUAUAAACCACCACCAAUAUGGCUUUAGAAAAAAUCAUUCUACGUUCAUGGCUAUACUCGAACUGGUAAACGGAAUAUAUCAUGGUUUUGAAAAUAAUAAGCUAACUGUUGGCGUGUUUCUAGAUCUUAAAAAGGCUUUUGAUACUGUCAACCAUGACAUCCUAAUUGACAAAAUGUCUUUUUAUGGUUUUCGUGGUAAUGCUCUUUCAUGGAUUAAAAGUUACCUUAGUCAAAGAUCUCAAUAUGUUGAAAUUAACAAUGUUCAAUCUUCACCUAAAAUUAUUAAAUGCGGAGUUCCCCAAGGUUCGGUUCUUGGACCAUUACUUUUUCUUGUGUUUAUAAAUGAUAUAUUUAAUACAUCCAACUGCUUAUCUUUUAUACUAUUCGCAGAUGACACAAAUAUAUUUUAUAGUGACAAUAACAUAACGUCCCUCAUUAACACACUCAACCAUGAACUUGUUAAAGUUGCUUCUUGGCUUAGAGCAAAUAAACUUACGUUGCAUCCAGAUAAAACCAAGUUUAUACUCUUUCAUCCCAGCAGGAAAAAAAACAUCGACCCACAGGAUGAGAUAAAAAUUAAUGGACAUCUAAUAGAAAGGGUUAGCCAAACCAUAUUUUUGGGAAUUACUAUCCAGGAAAAUUUGUCCUGGAUCCCACAUAUACAAUUAAUCACUACAAAAUUUCCAAAAACACUGGAAUAAUUGCAAAAUCUCGUCAUUCUCUUGAUAGAUCAACACUCUCAGUACUAUACAAUUCUUUAAUCUUGCCUUAUUUACAGUACUGCACUAUUAUCUGGGGAUCAUCUUACACAACACAUCUUCAUCCUUUACUUCGAUGUCAAAAAAAAAAUCAUGAGAAUUAUUACACAUUCUCCCCCUCUCACUCCUUCCAAACCGCUCUUUAAGGAAUUAAAUAUCCUCACUGUCUUUCAGAUUUAUGAAUUUCAACUUUCGUGUUUUAUUUUUAGACACGUUAACAAUCUCCUUCCUUCAUCCUUGCUUAUUUGAGUUGAAUUAUAACAUCCAUGAUCAUUUUACAAGGCAUAGACAGGAUUUGCAUAUCAUUUCCAAAUAAAUAUUCUUUUUCCAUUCGUGCGCAAGGCCCGAAAAAUUGGAAUUCUAUCCCUCUUUUAAUUCGGCAAUCAUUGACAACUCAAAAUUUUAGACGUAUUCUAAAGAACUACUACUUAACUUCUCAGAAUGGUUGACAUGUGCAUGUGGAAUGGCUCUGGGAUAAAAAGAAGGACUGAAAUUUGGCUGUAUAUAUGCUGCAUAUACUGCUUUCCAUAAAGCAUGAAUUAUCUAUACUAAUUUAAAAGCUUUUUCCGGUUGGGUUUUUUCUUUUUUUAUUAUAUACUCAGUUGGAAUAAUUCAUACUUAAUUCUCUGUACUGACCACGAGCUAUACUCUUAAAUAGUUUUGCCAAAUAAGCCUAUGGCUUCGGCUUUACCAAUAUAGUGUAACAAUUUGUGUGAAAAUAAAUUAUUAUUAUUAUUAUUAAGGCGUUUUCCCGCCUUUUUAACAAUAUGGUUCACACGCUCGUUCCAUUUCAAAUCAUCUUGAAUUGAAAGACCAAGAAUUCGGGCAGAUUUUAUCCGCUCAAUACCAACGUUAUUUAUAGUUAACGGUAAGAACUCAUGUUUUUCUCUUGCAAAGUCAAUUACCAUUUCCUUACAUUUGCCGAUGUUGAGCUUCAUAUUAUUAACUUCACACCAAUUAUAGAUAACAAUUACUAAAUCUUGUAGUUCACUACUCUCAGUUGAUGUAACUCGUUCAGCAAACGUACUGUCAUCAACAUACUUCCAUCUAUCGCUCCAAUCAAUAAGAAGAUCAUUUAUCAUAACAAGGAACAAAGCCGGCCCUAACACCGACCCUUGCGGCACUCCACCGUUUAACGUUUGCAAGUCCAAAUGACAGUUAGCCAACUUGACUCGUUGUUUACCAUCAGAGAGAAAACUUCUAAUCCAAUUAAUAAUGGUUUGGGAAACAACAAUUUGUUGUAGCUUAUUCACCAGUAUGUUGUGAUCUAUUCGAUCAAAAGCUUUUUCAAAAUCAAGCAGGAAUACUCUCACCGCAUUGCUUGAAGCAUCUGUAGCACCCAGGAGGUGAUGGGUCAGGCUCAGUAGGGCAUGAGUAGCCGAGAAAUUUUUAACGGAGCCAAACUGCCGCGUAUCAAUCUUUGCACCAAUUGACUUAAGUAACCAGUCUGUAACAAACCGUUCGCAAAUUUUAGAUAAAGUGGUGGUAAGUGAGAUAGGGCGCAAAUCUUUAGAAAUGUCUUUAGGGACUGAUUUUUUUUGGAACAGGGAUAACGUUCACUUUUUUCCACAUUGAGGGUACAACAGCUUCUUGAAUCGAAGCGUUGAAAAUCGAUGCCACAGGGGAAGAAAGAACAUAUGCAUAAGAUUUAAGCACCCAAUUAGGUAUUCCGUCAGGACCAGGUGUUUUGGAAACGGGGAUGGCGGAAAAUUUACAGUAUACAUCUUUUUCGUCGAUAAUAAACUGUGGAAGGAUACUUGUACUGCCAUUUUCAAUUAGGUCAUCAACUGGAGACUUAUUCAAGGGGGGAAUAUCUUGGGUAGAUGAGACAAAAACAUCAUUGAUUUUAUCUGCUAACUCUUUACCAGCAAAAACCUGGUUGUUUACAAUGAAAUUAGAGAAUGUUUUGUUCUUGGCGAAACCCGCAAGCUGUUUUAUACAUUGCCACCAUUUUUUAGCAUUGGGGUUUAGUUUUAACUCAUCCAUCUUUUUCUUAAGGAAGGUUGACUUGAGUCUCUUACUUUCUCUAUUGGCAAGAUUUCUCAAUCUACGAUAUAGCAAACUUUUGCCCUGACGGAACGCUCUUUGUCUUUUUUCUAUAAUUUUCUUAAAUUCGACUGUAACCCAAGGUUUAUCAUGAUCGUGCAACUUUACAAUUUUACUAGGGAAAAAACAGUCCAAACCAGUAUUUAUAUCUGUUUGAAAAAAAUCUAACUUUUGUUCACAUGAUUCAGCGCGGUACAAGUUGUUCCAGUUUAUAUCAGCUAGCCACUUACCGAAUGCUCUCCUGUCAUAAUUGCUACCUUGUCUAGUUUUCACUUUCGAGGUACCAUAUUUAGCUGUAUUUUUAUUAAAGGACCACAGUACGGAGUUAUGGUCACUUUGGCCAAAAGGGGGUAAUAACACCGGAGAGUUACAGCAGGAAGACAUAUUUGUCAAAAUUAAGUCCAAUGUGGAAUUUCCUCUUGUGGGUUCUUUAACUAUCUGUUUCAAAGUAAAAUGACGUAGUAAGGAGGAAAUUGGGCAUUUAUUAAAGUCUCCAAUGAGAAAAAUACCAGCGUUGGGGUACAAUACAAGAGCAGCGUCAAGUUUAGAUGUUAGGUGAUCGAUUAAGGCACAGUUAUCAUUGGAGGGAGGGUGAUAGACCACACAGAUAAUCAGGCAGGAAAAGCCACGGAAAAGUUUAUUUGGUCUCAAGUAAAGCCAAAGUGAUUCAAAACUGUCUUCAUGCAAAUCUGUUAAGAUUUUAAAACGAAUCUGGUCUUUAAUAUAAACACAAACGCCACCCCCGAUUCUAGAAAUUCUAUCACGCCGAACUAAGGAAAAGCCACUAAUUUCAACGGCACCGUCAUCAACAUUUUCAUUUAGCCAUGUCUCAGUUAUAAAGGCCAACCCAACCUCAUUCAUAUGCAAAAUAGUUUUCAGUUCAUCAAUCUUAGGUAAAAGUGAUCGAGAGUUCGCUAGAAAGAAAGUUAAUAACUUUCGCGGAAGGCGAAGGGAAACGGUGGUUGGACAGGGAUGUCCAUUAAGGUUUUCGGGCAAUGUUGAAAAAACCGAGCAAAUUGGGAGUAACUUUGAGGACUUCGGUUGACACUCAUUCCGUGUGUUCUUAAAUGUGGGACCAUAGGAGGACGAUGGUAAGGAUGGUAAGAGAAAAAAGGGGGGUUGGGAUGGUUAUUAACAGGCCGUGAUGCCGUUACAGUCAUACAGGAUUAAGAAUAAAUUAGUGCUGCAGGCUAUAAAUCAGGUAUUUAAUAAUUUAGAUAUUCAAUUAGUGUAAUUUUCAAAUAACUGUUAAUUAAGCAUAAAAAUAUCUUUCUGUAAAAAUGUAGAUUCUCAUAAAAUUUCUGAAUAAGUCACAUCUUUGUUUUACUUUUCCGGGUUGAAAGAUCUGAACACGUAAUUAAUGCAUCUAUGCAUGAUUUCUGUAUGAAAACUUGAUUUCGCUGGAGAGGUAUGAGGUGCCCUCUAGUUUAAUCCUAUUUUAAUACUUAUAUUUUGUUUUGCUUCGUAGUAUUUUAAUACCAAUCCAAGAACGUUCAGGCGAUAGACGGUUUAUAAAUCUUAUUCCAAUGUUGCUUACCCCAACCAAUAACAUAGAAUCCCUUCAGAUGUUUUCCUCCCAAACCCAGUCCUGAGAAGACUUUCACGAGUUGAAGGUAAAUGAUAAUUCCUUCACAUAGCAUCCAUCCAAAAAGAGCGAGUACAAAGAAAUAUAAUAGAAUGGAAACAGCUAUACAGAAUGUCUAGAAAGGAAAGAAACAAAACAAAUUAUGUUUUCUUUUUCUAUGGAGAAAAAAAACGAAAAAAAAAACAAGAGAAUAAAGCGUUGAUGCUGCCUGGCAGUUUUUAGUGAUUAUUGUCUUGCAAACAUUAUUUUGCUAGUUUUCAACCUUGGACAUGUCACAACCAACAUUUGCUAUGCAUGAGCUAUAUACUUAGAUGACAUAAUUUAUUCAACCGCCUGAAAAAGGUUUCUUGCAAAUGUUUCCUGUUCUUUUGCCAUAGGCGCACAAGACAGAGGAGCGAAGUGGCAACCCCACCCCCAAAAAAUAUUGAAAAAAUUCGGGCACAUGCUAGGAAAAAUGAAGAAAAUUCGGGUACAUGUAUUACAAAAUAUGUUACAUUCACGUAAUUUCACUACAAUAUUCCACAAAACUUUCAAGUGCUCCCCCGGAAAGUAUCAGGCCCGUAUGCUUACGGUUUUCUCUGAGCUUCACCUUGUAUUUUAGUGCGGGUCCGGCCAAGAUAGCAAAGAUAUCUGUCAUUCCAAUCACAACACAGAGAUGCAUUAGCACUUGGGAAGGUACCUUACUCUUGGAGUUUCUAUGAAGUCUUUUCCAAAACAAUGCGUAUAUCAAUAUCGUCAGAAUUACUCCAACUAGCGACACAGAACAGCCAAUGGUGGAUAUUAUCUCCAAAGCUUUUCUUUCAUCUUUGCUUAGCUUGAGGAAAUAAAUACAGUAUAGAAUAGAAAACAGCAUCAAGUACAGUAGAACAGGGCCUUUUUUAAAGAUUUUCCCGUGUGGAGGAUGGGAGGGGAGGGGGGGUUGAAAGGGACCUUUUUGUGAGAUAAUAUAUUAGAGGGGCAUAGCAAUGGCUGAAGGCCACAUGUGGGGCCGACAUACCACGCAUGAAUCACUAGGGGUGUCGGGGGGGGGGGCAUACUCCGCAAGAAAACUUUUGAAAUUAAAUUUGAAGCCUGGAAAUACCAUUUCCUGCAUUCUGAGCAUCCAAAUUUGCUCUAAUUAAAAAAAUAUUAACAAUAAUUUAUCAUUACUUAGGGGUAGAAAAACGUAACAAUUUAAAUCGCUUUGUUUGUAUAAAUUUAGGAAAAAGGGACUUUUCCUGUUUGAGGGGAUGUGAUUUCGUGGGAGAGGGGGGCACAAGGGGCACUGAUGGGGCAUUUGCUGUACUAAUUUGCUUGUAUGUUAUAAAAGGCCCUGCAGUAGAACUCAAAUAUCUCGAACAGCCAAGCCCAAAGGAAACAGAAAAAAGUACGAGUUUUGAAACCUGCUUUACAAUGUUCGCAGAGUACAAGAAAGCAGAGUAUACUCGAAACCUCUCAUAAAGUAAUGUGCGAUAAUAUCCAUCUCGGUCAACAUAUUUCCACAGUUUGCGGGACAAUUGAAAAGCAUCAGAUCAUCAGAUCCGCAAUUUUGGCACUUGAAAUUCAUUAUUUGACGUUAAUUCAAAGCUUUUUUUACAUUCUUAUUCGUUAAAUCGACUUUCCACGGCUUAUAAGAUGGCGGAGUAAAAAAAUAUCAGUGGCGGUCAUGCCACUUUCCCGCGCAAGUUGUGUAUCGUGAAUUGAGUUUUGUGUAGUAAAAUUGAGUUUUGUGUAGUGAAAUUGAGUUUUGUGUAGUAAAAUUGAGUUUUGUGUAGCGAAAUUGAGUUUUGUGCGGUGGAUUGGGGUGGAAUUAUGGUUUGUGUAGUGGAAUUAAGUUUUGUGUAGUGGAAUUAAGUUUUGUGUAGUUAAAUAAUGGUUUGUGUAGUGGAAUUAAGUUUUGUGUAGUUAAAUAAUGGUUUGUGUAGUGGAGUUAAGUUUUGUGUAGUGAAAUUAAGUUUUGUGUAGUGAAAUUAAGUUUUGCAGUGUAGUGGAAUUAAGUUUUGUGUAGUGGACUUGAGUUUUGUGCAGUGAAAUUGAGUUUUGUGUAGUGAAAUUGAGUUUUGUUUAUCGUGAAUUGAGUAUUGUGUAGUGGAAUUUUGUUUUGUGCAUUGCACUUGUGGGCUACCUUAAUAACACCAUUGGCGCUUUCCAUUUUAACACGGCCAGACCGGUCAAAUUGUUGAAUGGAACACAAAGCGCUUGGGCUACGGACCUUCUAACGGGAAAAUUUAGAUAGAUUUAGAGAGCAGUCAUUAUUAAUACCGGGGGGGGGGCGGAAGAUGUUUGGGGGGGGCACCAAAAAUGUAUUAACCAUUUAGGGGGGCUACCAAAAAUAUCAAGGAAAGGUAGGGGGGCACCAACAAAAAUGUACAAUAAUCACAAAACAUCAGCAAUUAUUCACUGUAAUAUAAAUGUCAAUGCUAUAUAAGUAUAGGGAAUGGUCAUUAUUUAUGGGGUGGUAGGGGGUGGAUAAUUGAAGGAGGAGGUUACAAAAUUUCGUAAGUCGCUGAAGGAGGGGUUAUCUGAUCUUGACUUGAAGAAGGAGGGGUUACUAGAAAAUAGUCUUAAAGCAGUUUUGAUAAAUAACUAAAUUAACAACAAAACAAAAUAAUUGAUAUAUGGACAAACUUAAAAAAUCGAAAUAAUUAAUACACGUUUGUAGAUGAUGAAUAUAUUGUGUUAUCACAUGCCAAGCUGUAAAAUAAACAACUUUAGUCUCACCCUUAUAUCAAAUUAAUAAAAGUCUAGUGCUCUAAACUAAUAAUGUUGGUCUUAUUUUUGAAGUACAAGGUCAAUACAGGGUUCGAAAUAACGUUCUGAAAAUAUGUCAAAUUUUGUAGGCUGCUUUUUGUAGGUGAAAAUUUUUGCCGGCUGUUUUCCAAGCAAUGUUUAGUUAUGUUCUCGGAGUGGGCAUAGGCCAAAUAAUAGUGAUGUAAACCAACACAACAUUUGUAAGAACACAGCAAACAUUUUAUUUGGUGUAGGAACAAACAUUAAGAAGUUCUGUGUGAAUCAGUUAAAAACAAUAAGAAAAUAUUGUUUUUUAUACAAAAAGUUUAAGAUCGGUUCUAUUAAGCUAGGUAAGUUAAUGAUCUAGCUAUAUUAAUGAAUUUAUAAAUGACUAAAAAUCCGUCACUGUUUACAAAAUCUGGUCCUCAGUUCAUGUUGGAUUCCUCUCACUAUAGACAUUACAGUCAAUGUCAUGAUAAUCUUUAACUGGAAAAUACAUGCAUGCAGAAGCCCCAUUGUAUUUUCCGAACAUGAAGUAUUUAAAGUAGUUGUCAGGUAACACGACAAUUUUUUAAGAAUAUUUUUAUAAAUGAAAAAUCCCCUAAGUAUAUCACUUUUAAUUACAAAAUUUUCAAUUCCCCAAACAUAUAUAUGUUAAGUAUGUUAUUAUACGUAAUAUAUAUAAGUUUCAAUUUAAGGUAAAAUUCAACCUCAAAAGCUUCACAAGACGUUUUAAAAUGUUCUUUAUAAAACUAUAAAACUGCCUUUAAAGGCUGUAUCAAACUGAACUUUGAGUUUGAAAUAAAAUGAUUUCAAAUUCUCACAUUCAAACAACAUUUAAUAUAAUAAAAAAGGGUAAUCAAUAAAGAAACACUGAAAUUUUUAGUCUUUUUCAUUUAAAAUAUCGAUUUAAAAUAAACUGUCAGCUUCAAAGCCGUUAUAAAGCGAACAAUACAUCAAUAUUUAAAACAAAUCUACGUUCGUUAACGUCGGUGCCUCUACUCCCUUCUUUUAGCAAUUCUUUCGCCUUUAUUUUCUUAAGAGGCUUUUGAAAUUGACAAAAUCUUGCAAAAAUGAAAUAUAUUUGCAAGAAAUCAUCAUUCAUUAAUCAUCAAAUCUGAAAAAUCAAGAAAUGUUUGCUAUUUCGCUGUUCGUCAUGCAGUCGUUAUAAUGCAAACUUUAAAUUUGACCAAUUAGUGUCCGCUAUUCAUGACAGUCCGCCAUAUUUUUGAGAUCAGUGAGGAUGACCACCCACCGAAACUUUGUUGGUGACCCACGCCCGCGAUCAUUGAUGAACUUUAGACUUCGCUAAUGCUUUCUUUUCCCCGGGUGUAGAUAGCCGGACGGAAUUAGUACCCUCGCCCCGGACUUACGCCCGGAACGUUGCUCCGCGCCGUUGGCUCGGAAAACAUACAACAGUUAAUUAUAUGUACGUAUUAUUGCAAGCGAGUCAUCAGUGAAUAAAUAUUUUCGCCAAUCCCCCAUGCUUUGAAAUUAAAAAUCGCUGGCGACGUUUUAAAACUGCUGGCAGCUAUUUCGAACCCUGCAAUGGAAGAAUUUUUGUUUCAAAUUGCAAUGUAAAAACCCAACGUUUAUUUUGUUUUUAAUUUAUAUAUAUAAAAGUUUAGCUUGUGCCUAAAAAAAUAUCCACCCCCUUCCAAACCAAUAAAUAAUAGCCACUCCCUCACAAGAGAAGGAGUGCAAUUAAUGAUUAACAUUACGAUUGAUAUUACGAGUGAAAUUGCACAAGCCACCGGGGCGAGUGCAAUUUGGCACAUCUUUCAAAUAUCACGAGUAGUAUUAAUCAUUAAUUGCAUGACUAUUAUUUAUUGCAGGAUUAUUUAUUUUAUGCAUGACAAAAUUGCAUUCUUUAAAAUUUAACUUUUAAUUCUUUUGUAAGCAAUUUGGCAUGAACAAACUUGGAAAAUGAUCAUAAACUCAUGAAGGCACAUAACUUAAACUAGAACAAAUGAUUCAAACUCAAAUAACAUUUUAGAGUAAGAAUUACAGACUUACAUAGUCACCUUUCGCUGCAUCUCACCGAGAUUAUUUCUUAAAACUAUAUACUUAGUACCACUGAGUACAAAGCAUCGGAAAAUAUUGGUCCAACAAAAGAGGAAUAAAAGGAGAACACACACUGUCGAACAGGCAAGUCAAUUUCAUUUUAAAAUUUAUAUUUUAUGACAUGUUUUUACUAUAAUAUACCUUACUAAAAAUCUAUGCUGACCCUCGCGAGAUUGGGCCGCCUGUGAUCAAUAGUAUAUGUUUAGAACGCAAGUUCAAUCACGGAGGGAAGAGGGGGGGGGGGGUGGCUAUGAAAAUUUAUUGAGAUGGAAUGAGAUGGAUGAUGGAUGAAAUCAGAAGCAAAAUAGACCCCAAGCAGUUCGGCAAUCUAAAGGGUUUAUCUGCAAGUUUUUGUUUGAACACGUUCUACUAUAGGGUCCAAUAUUCUAUUUACCCCAAAAUGGUGCCAAUUUUCGUAUUUUUAAACAAAUUUGUCCAAAACUGAAAAAAAUUGGUGCUUAAAAACACCUUUUUUGCAAAAAAAAGAAUGCAAAUUUUCUUCUCUUGCUAAAACAAUCAAAUUUACCUAAAAUAAACAACACAUUUUAUAGACUGUUCUGAAAAGGAUCAAAUAAUGCAAAAGUAGCAUGACAGCUAACAGUGAAAAUAUGUUGGUUUAACCAAAGGCAUCUCUGAUCAAUUUAUAUUUGGAAACUAUAUCAAUGUUUCGUCGAUUUAUCGACACCAUGUGAAUGUUUCAGUUUAUCGAGACCAUGUGAAAUGUGAAUGUGUCGAGUUAUCGAGACCAAGUCAAUGUUUCGAUUUAUCGAGACCAUGUGAAUGUUUCGAUUUAUCGAGACCAUGUGAAUAUUUCGAUUUAUCGAGACCAAGUCAAUAUUUCGAUUUAUCGAGACUAUGCCAAUGUUUCGAUUUAUCGAGACCAUGUCAAUGUUUCGAUUUAUCGAAACCAUCUUAGUGACAUCUAACAUAACCUAAAUCAACACAUUUUAGCUAAAAAUAAUAUUCUAUUCAAUUUAGCAUUAUACACAUACAUAAAUAGAAAAUAUGUAAAGCACAAUGUAUUUAGGUGAAAACUAUUAUGCUCAAUAUCAAAAUGAUAUAUAUUAAAAUAAAUUCACAAAUAAACUAUUAAGAAGACUCAACCCCUUAAUGAAAUAUAACCUUAGUAGUAUAGAAUGGCGGGUUCUAGCUCACCAGGCUAACGUGCGCACUGCGCACCCCAUCUGCGCAGAUUUUGGAUCACGUGAUCUAUGACGUCACUUCCGGUGCACCAUGCCCAAACUUGCCCGGAACUAUGACGUCACUUCCGGUUUAUAGGAUCACGUGAUCUAUGACGUCACUUCCUGUUUCCCCGCAUUCAGCCUUGCCCAAACUUGCCCGUAACUAUGCCGCAACCCCCCCGCCCCUGCCGCACCACGCUUUGGGUAGUCUUGCCGCGACCUUACAUAGGUCUACCCGGAGUCCUGCCAGGGUCUACCCAAAGUCUGCCCGGAGUCUCUCCUAAGUCUACCCGUGGCCUCCCAAAGUCUACCCAAAGCCUUCCCAAAGUCUACCCAAAGUCUACCCAAAGUCUUGCCAGAGUCUACCCUAAGUCUACCCAAAGUCUCCCCAAACCCUCCCCACCGCGCGGUUGAAAUAAAAGUGCUGAGUCAGCAGUUUCUGAAAAAAUUUUACUUUUUGGUAUAUAAUAAAAAGGAUCCUGUCCCUUCAGUUCCCGGAUCCUGGAACAAGUUGUCAUUCUUAUUUUUUAAACCCUUUGGGUUUGAAAAAGCUGGGUCAGCAGUUUUUGAAAAAAAUAAAUUUUUUUUCUAUAUAAUAAAAGAAUGACAACUAAAAGUACGCCAGGGAUUACUGAAAGGUUGAGGGGAUGGUACAACUGGCUAACAACCCACGUACCAUCAUCCAUCAGGAAAGGCGUGUCCGACGCUUUUAACACCAUGAGGAAAAAGGUCGUAAGACUAUACGGCGGUAAAGAGGAAGAAGAAGGCCAGUGGUAUGAUGCAAGGGAAAACUUUAGUGAUGAGGAUGAAGAGUGGUACGACGUCAAUCCGGAAGAGGACCUAAAGCCCAUCCUAACCAAGCAUGGUAUAAAGGAUAAGGUAAGGAAGUAUGUCAUCAAUCCUAACGGAUUGUACGACCCGGUCCACUUUCUUGACAUCACAAGGGACGAGGUUGAGGCGCUCAUAAAUUCUGAAACACGAUCUAGGAACGUGAGCAUGUCCUUAACAUGUGAUAUGGUAAAUAACAAUUCGAAAACUAAGGAAGAAGAAUUCCGUGUCGCACACUUCAGAUCGAAAACCCACAAACUCGUCGGUACGGACAACACGGAAGAGUCCUUUAACACCAUGAAGGAAAAAAUAUUAAGAUCCUUUUCCGAAUACCAGAAGAAUGGUAGUGGGUGGAGACUUCGGAGGGUAGAUUUGCUCGAAAUUCAUAUCGGAAAAUACCAACCGUUAAGGGGAAAGGGUUACGUACCAUUAUCCGAGACGAUCAGGAAGAAGAAAGCGAUUAUUAAUAUGAAGAAUGAUGACAACGAAUGUUUUAGGUGGGCUGUGACCCGCGCACUGAACCCGAUCGAACGCAACUCCGAAAGGAUUACAAGGAUUCUUAGGAAACAGGCUGAGAAGCUAGACUGGGAAGGGAUAGAGUUUCCGACACCCCUAAACAAUAUCAAAAAGUUUGAAAAGAACAAUAACAUUCGUGUGAACGUGUUUGGGCUUCACGGAUGUCAUAAGGUAUGUCCCUUGCGAAUAUCCAGCAGUGCCGGUCCAGUAAAUAUCUUUUUGUGGAAGAACCACUAUAGUGUUAUCAAGGAUAUGUCAAGACUUGUAGGCUCACAGAUCAAUGGAAAAAAGAACAAAAAACAUAUUUGCAACCGCUGCCUCAACGCAUUCGGAUCGGCUGAACUUUUGAAAAGACAUCUGGAGUUAUGUUUGAACAACGACCACUGUAGGCAAGAGUAUCCAGAACCCGGCACAACCGCAAAGUUUAAAAACUAUGAAAGAGUACAAACCGUUCCGUUUGUCAUCUAUGCAGACUUCGAAUGUUACAUCGAAGGGAUGGACACGGUUGGGCAGAAUCCCAACAGAUCGAGUACUGCUCAAUACCAGAAACACAGCCCCAGCGGAUUCAGUUACUACGUUAAGUGUUUCGAUGACUCCGUCUAUAAGCCCAGGCUGGUACACCAUACACAACAAUACGUGGGGGAAGACGUUACCAAAAAGUUUGUGGAUAUGUUGGAAGAGGAGGUUCGUGAUAUAUACAACAGGUUUAAGUUUAAGGAACCUAUCAAGAUUUUUUUCGAAGACGUCAAAAAUUAUGAAAGGGCGACCGUCUGUUAUGCAUGCGGAAAGGAAUUCACUACAGAAGACCAUAAGGUUAGGGAUCAUUGUCACUAUACGGGAGCGUACAGGGGUGCGGCACAUAGUACUUGUAAUUUAAAAAUGAGGAGACCCAAAUUCAUUCCGGUACUUCUUCACAACCUCGAAGGAUACGAUGCUCAUCUAUUUAUCAGAAACCUUGGGGUAAGUAGUGAGGAUAUCAAGUGUAUUCCGAAAACGGAAGAGAAGUACAUUUCCUUUACUAAGGAGAUAGAGGUUGGUAAGUUUAUCGACGAAAACGGAAAGGAGAAGAAGGUUAUAAGAGAGCUGAGGUUUCUUGACUCGUUCAAAUUCAUGGCAAGCUCCCUGGACAAGCUCGUCAAUGGUUUGGGUAAGGACGACUUCAAAAUUUUGGAUUUGAUGAUGGGUAGUAGCACUAGGGAGUUACUUAAACAGAAGGGUGUUUACCCUUAUGAAUAUAUGGAUGGUUUUGAGAGGCUUGGAGAGACGUCGCUCCCACCGAAGGAGAGGUUCUUCAGCAAGCUUAACAACGAAAACAUAAGCGACACGGAUUAUGAAAGGGCCUGGAACGUAUGGAAUACCUUCAACAUGAAAACCAUGAGGAACUAUCACGAUCUGUACCUGGUAACGGACGUCCUCCUCCUGACAGAUGUGAUGGAAAAUUUUAGAAAGGUUUGUAAGACCAACUACGGAUUGGAUCCGAUGUGGUACUACACAGCACCCGGGCUGGCAUGGGACGCUGCGCUGAUAUUAACCGGUGUGGAGCUGGACCUCAUAUCCGAUCCGGAUAUGUAUCUGUUCACUGAAAAGGGUAUUCGGGCUGGUAUCAGCACUAUUACCAAAAGGUAUGCCAGGGCAGAUAAUAAGUACAUCAGACUUUCUAAGAACCUAACCUGGUUGGAAGGAUUUAAAAAGUGGGUGGGAGAAACGUUUUCCGAUCUAUCAUCCGUAAUCAUAUCAGUGCUUAGCAUGAUUAUUUCAACAAUUACCGGUAUGGAACUGGUAACCAGCCGUGACGACAAGGGGUGGUCCACAUACCUACCCUAUAUGGAUGCGAACAAUCUAUACGGGUGGGCAAUGAGUCAACCUCUACCCGUCAGAGACUUCAAAUGGACGAGUGACGAAGAGCUGGAGAAGUGGACAGACUACGGCUGCAUCCUCGAAGUGGACCUGGAAUACCCCGACGAACUACAUGACAAACAUAACGAAUACCCACUCGCACCCGAAAGGAUAGUGGUUAACGGAGUGGAAAAACUUAUUCCAAACCUCAACAAUAAGGAAAAGUACGUUGUCCACCACGAGACGUUAAAGCUGUACCUAAGUCAGGGGUUAAGGUUAACCAAGAUACACCGAGGGGUAAAAUUCGUUGAAGAGCCAUGGCUGGAGAAAUAUAUUCAGCUCAACACGGACCUGCGUACCAAAGGUACUACAGACUUUGAAAAGGACUUUUUUAAGCUUAUGAACAACUCGGUAUUCGGAAAGACGAUGGAAAAUGUUAGGAAUAGGGUCGACAUAAAACUUGUUAAUAACGAGAAGAAGUGGAACAAGUUGGCUCAAAGGCAUAACUACAAAUCUGCGACCAUCUUUUCCGAAAACCUAGUGGCAGUUCAUAUGAUGAAGACGUCCGUAAAACUGAAUAAGCCUAUAUACUUGGGGAUGAGCAUCCUCGACAUUAGUAAGAUCCUCAUGUACGACCUCCACUACAAUUACAUUAAACCAAAGUAUGGGGAUAAUGCCGAGCUCCUAUUCACUGACACGGAUUCCCUAUGCUACGAAAUUAAGACUGAGGAUUUCUUCAAGGAUAUAUCCGACGAUGUCCUCGAAAGAUUCGACACCAGCAAUCUGGGUAAAGAUCAUCCGUCCGGAAUCCAAACGGGUGUGAACAAGAAGGUUAUUGGAAUGAUGAAGCUGGAAACGGGUGCAAAACAGAUUGAAGAGUUUGUGGGAUUAAGGUCAAAGCUAUAUGCUUACAAAAUGGCGGAAGACGGUGGUGAGGAAAAGAAGUGUAAGGGAGUAAAGAAAGUAGUCAUCAAAAAAGAAAUAACAUUCGAAAAUUAUAAGGAAUGUUUCUUCAGCGGCGAGAAACAAUGGAGGGGAAUGAAUGUCUUCAGAAGUAGGUUACACGAAAUAUGUACUGAAAGGGUUGUCAAGGUAGCCCUGUCUGCAAAUGAUGACAAGAGGAUAAUUGUGGAGGAUGGAAUCCACACGCUAGCAAUCGGACACAAAAGCCUAAGACAGUAGAAGCCAAUUUUAAUAUUCGAGGGAACAUUAAAAUUUUAACGGGUCUACAGUAAUUUUGUGAUUACAAACCCGGACCCCAGUCCUAUUAUUCCGAUCGUGAUCUGCUGGUAUUCUUCCAUUUCGCUAGAUGGUUUGUAGUAAUCGUGGAUCGUCGGUUCCCUAUCCAGGGUUAAUUCCUCCUGCGCUUUCCGCAGGGAGUCAAGAGCACGGUUUGUCGUCUCCAUAUCCGAUUUGGCAUCAACUAGUUCCUGCCUGAGUAUUGCGAUUCUGUUCUUCUUUUCCACUUGGCUUUCGUACCAUUUUUUCUUAGCCUUGGCUAAUUUUUCCAGCGCUUUGUUGUGUCUUUUCAUUUCAACCUCGUACCCGCUGUGGUUUAACUUGCUGAACAGGUAUCCGGCUCCUGCGAAUGCUACGGCGUUGAAUAGUCCACCAACUACAACAUUUGUCAUCCUUUUAUUAUAAUGAUUUAUUUGAAUGGAUCGUCAGGUACCAGCUUUUUGAACUGUAGGUAGUGAACUCCGACCGCACCUACAUCAAGGGCUACGGCUAGUUUUAGAAUUCCUUCCGGAUUACUAGGUACUCCAAGACUGUAACCUGCAAGUUUUUUGCUUACUAUGGAUACAGCGACUGCUCCUAGCGUAAUAAGUCCGGCGUCGAAGGCUUCGUUCAUAAAGUCCUUUCUAUCUCCCAUGUUUUAUUAUAUGUACUCUUAUUUAUUUUUUCUUUUCCUGUAUUCAUUGUACAGGAAGUAAGUUAAUGCUAAGGCUAAAAUCCAAAGAUUCUUCGCCAGGAACGCAAUCCCCUUUGCUCCCCAUGAUAGAAUCUUAGCGACGAGAUUUAGUACGGAUGCCAGUACGGGUUCAACCUUUCCGGCUAGAUUUGCCAUUGCUUUUGCGAACUUGCUCGUUGCUCUCGCUCCCUUUUUUGCUACGCUUCUAACCCCCAUAAUAAUCGUGGUGAUGAUACCGGCCACAGAUAUUGCUACGGCUGAUAUUCCAGCAAUAUUUUCUUUUGCCCAUUUCCUGAAUCUUUCGAACCUCGUAAGAUCGUUUACUUCUACCACCUCUUCCACGAUGGACAUGGCUUUCGGUCCUUUUGGUCGUUCGUUUGAUCUUAACCUUACUUCGUCCGCUUUCAAUUCUGCCAUGUCUGCCAUUGCUUCAUACAGGAGAGCCUUCUGUUCACGUCCUGCAGUUCGUUCGGUCCUAGCCAGUUCUUUCCAAUGAUUUUUUUCUAUUUCAAGGUACUCAAUUUUUUGCUUACCCGAGUUUCCCUUUACGUUUAGGAUACCCCUCAGUUCCCUCAGUUCGUUUUCCGUUAUAACCGUACUAUUACCGAUGGCUUCGCUUUGACUGGACAGUUCGUCAUCCAUUCUUUCAACGAUAUUUUCCAGUACGUUAUCCACAAGUUCCUGAGGAGCAUCCAGGUUCUGUCGUUCGAGUUGUUCCUCCACCAAAGCUGCAGGUGUUUUCGAAUGCUCUAUUUUAGCUUUCCUAAUUAGUUCUUUGUAUUCGUUUACGACGGAUUCCUUGUUCUUGUCCGUGGAGUAUAUCAUUUUACCAUUUUUCGAGAUAAUGAUCUUAACAUCUCUGAAUGUAACACCGUUAAUUUUUGUUCCGGCCUUAUUUACGGUUAGUUUAAUUUUGUCAAAGAUGAUGGUGGAAAAUGGACCGUCACCCUUAUUGAUAUUUACUCCUUUGAGGAAAUCCUUUUUAUCCAGCGUAUAGGCCCGUUUCAUUACCCCAGCAUCCCGUCUGAUGUUCGGUGUGGAACCGCUGGGUCUUGAUCCAUCGACGUCCGGAUUGAAUCCGACGGGAAUUAAUAUACUUUCGUCCCGUCUUUCGUCGUUGUCAGUGAAACUUGUUUCUUCCUUCACCGUUCCAGCUUCUUCGGCUUCGCGUUAGUCGACGCGGUUUGUUUCUUCUAGUUCAAUGUCAGCCAUUUAUUUUAUAUCCUUAAUAUUUUCUUCUGGAAUCCAGGAAUUGUGCUUACUAUCGUAUCCUAACCACUUGACCAGUACCAUACCUUUCCUUCUUCUAAGAAUUUUCUCCACCCUAUACACAUCGUCCUUUUUGUCCACAGCGGAUAGUUCCUCUUCGUAAAACUUUCCGAUGAUCGGUUCAACGUCAUGACUUUCUGUUUCGUACAUGUUAGGAUCUCCUCUGAAUACCCCCACAACUUUGAAUAUCUCUUCCGUAAAGUUUGCUUCGUAACCCUUGGUAAAGAUAUUUUUAUACUUUGUUAUUCGAACCGUAUCAUCAACCCUAAACCUAGGUAAUGGAAAUUCCCCUAAUCCGUGACCGUAUAGCGUGAUCCAUACCUGGUCCUUGUUUGACUUGUUUACGUCUGCAGGCCUCAUUAGUAUACUGCUGUGUUUGGUAUGAUUGUAGUUAUUUGUAAGCUCGUCCAGAGCAUCGACCCAAUUGUAAGUUCUUUUGCUGUAGAAAUACUUCCACAUCAUUGUCUUCAAGGUCCUGUUAAAUCUUUCAACGAUAGCUGCCUUUCUGUCUGAGUUUGUGGAAAAAUAGCGGCCGUCGUGUUUUUGUAAUAGGUCUCUAACACCAACAUUGUAGAAUUCCUUUCCCUCGUCGAACUGAGCAACUUCCGGGUAUUUCCCAAACCUUUUUCUGAAUUCCUCCAGUAAUAAGUUCACAGCCUUCGUCAUAUUUUUCGUAUCCUUUCUGUAGACGGGAAUAGCAAAUCCGUAACGGCUCAGGAUCUCGACAGCUGUUAGUAUCCAGUAAUAUCCCUUGUUCUAAUUUUUGUAUUUUCCCAUAUCCACUAGAUCCAUCUGCACCUGGUCCGCUAGGUCCUUAACGAAUGUCCUCUGAAAUUUGUGUUUUCUAACGAUAGGCUUAUACCUUGUGUAGGUGUCUUGGGUCUUUAACCAAUCCCUUACUAUUUUCCGACUAACAUCCAGUCCCUCCUCCUUUGCCUUCCGGUAGAGCUUCCCCGCGGAUUGAUAGCCGGUACCCGGAUUGAAGUAAAUAUCCCUUAACCCUUGUUCGGUAACAAAGUGUUCGUCUUCCAUUUUAUUUAUAUGAUAUAAAAUUCGAGGAGUGCGGACAUAUCGACCUUAUCGUCGAUGUUCGUAUUGAUACUGAAGGAAAAUCUGUUGUGGGAACCGUUAUUAAUAUAAACCCUACUUCCAAUAUCCUUGAAAAACGUUGUUGUUCCGUUCAGGUGUUGGUCGGAUGUCACGGGUAACGUGCUCACCGUAAAACUUCCUUUACCGUUUACGUCAAUAUUUAGGGAUGUAUUAACAACAUCGCAGUCGACGGUAAUAUAUUUAAGACCGUGAUUAAUACCUAUAGGAUAGGGAGAUCUCUCCCACACUCCGGGGGUUAGGAUCUCUGUCUUUGGAAAUCCUAUUAGGGGAGCAAAUUCGUUUAAAUGCAGGUAUGCCCCGGUUGCCGGGUAGAUCCUACAGGUAUUGUUGUGUGUGUUACGUUCCACUUUUAUUCCGUCUGCCUUCAGUCUCUUCUUUAUUGCAUCGAAGGUCCAGUAACCAUCUUCGAAGGUAAUCUUCUUUUGUCCAUAGGUAAUAUUAUCGUUGACAUUCAAAC
This is a messenger RNA of Paramuricea clavata, 35090 nucleotides long. The record is from the annotation of a GenBank genome assembly. NCBI's taxonomy places the organism in Eukaryota, Metazoa, Cnidaria, Anthozoa, Malacalcyonacea, Plexauridae.